CUUCCCCCCUUCUCAUUUAUUCCGAACGGUUGGAGAAGUGCUCGGGCUCUACCUCAGACUUAGGGAGCUGCCUCGAGGUGAUGCCUGAAGCCCCCGGGCACCAGCUACCCUUCUCAGACCCCAGUCCCGCCCGCUCCCGACGUUGGCUGCGAUUCCGCUACCCUUGCGGGCAGCGAGGUUGGGGUGAGCCCCAGCUGCAGGGGCGUCUGGGCGGCGCCGUUGCAAACGAAUUGGGCACCUCGGGCGGCUCCGCACCUGCACCCGCACCCGCAGCCGCACCAGCGGGGCUGAGCCCCGAAGGCUGCAGCUUCGGGGAGGCGCGGCCGCCGAGGUCCAGCUGGCUGGGCGAGCCACGUCGCCCCUCGGAGGAUGCUCCCGGGACUUGGGAGAGGAAGGAGGGAAGAGAAGAGGGGAAAGGGGCCGUCGAUGUUUCUGGUGUCCGUGCUUUCGUGGAGGCCACCAAUACUGAGAAGACGGGGUUGCCCGAGGCAGCCCGCACGUCGCUGCCCGCGAGCGCUCGAGUCGAAGCUGGGGCCAACCGCGGCGUGUCCGGGUGCCCUGGGGGGCGGACACUUGGCAUAGCACUGGGACUCAGAAUAGCCACCGGGGUUGGGAAAUGCGUUCACUUUGCUUACCUGUUGGCAAGAGGGACAUGCAAAAAUAACGUAACGUGACAUCGUUGACAACGGUAGCUCUUUGAUUAGACAAAAGCCAAUUUUACCUUCCCGCAAAAGCCAGUUGACGCCUUUGGAACUUUUAUUUGCGGCAUUUUGGCGCCCUCUGGCUGUGUUCGGAUGGCUUUCGUGCUCGCCUGCGUCCCAGCAAAGAAAACAUCGAUUGAGUUGCAGGUUGUCCUCAGGAUGGUUCUGCCCUUGCG
This is a messenger RNA of Saimiri boliviensis boliviensis (Bolivian squirrel monkey), 877 nucleotides long. The record is from RefSeq and is a predicted model, not a curated record. Lineage: Eukaryota; Metazoa; Chordata; Mammalia; Primates; Cebidae.